UCUUGCGCCAUUGAUCUAUCGAGUACCGUCUUUUUUCUCGUUUUUCUUCAUACGUUUGUACCACACACGUUAGUUAGACGCCUCACGGGUUCUGUGGACCACUGAAUCGGUCGUUAAUCCCACCCACGUUACCUCCGGACUCGGUGGGACAAAUAGAACGAAGGGGGAGUCUAGUUGUUGUUACUCCGGCGUUAAUUUAUUCCCCGUUUUUUUUUUGAGUUUUGGAGUGCUCCGGGAUGAGUGUUACUGUGCGUGAAAUAAUAAUAAGGGGUUUCUAACCUCGAGGAGCUGUCAAACCCGGACGGCAGACGUCUGAGCUAUCAUGGAGGAUUUUCUCGUCACAUCGAGGCACGCACUGAAAAAUCUGGAUAAAUAUGAAAAAAUUCGAGUGAUUCUUGGAAACGAAAGCUGCGAUUUAGACUCGGCAGUUUGCUCCCUGGUUCUCGGAUUAUUCCACUACUCCAUGCUUGAAAAAGCAGAUACAAAGAACGCUGGAGUGAUACCACUGCUGAAUAUUCCUAAACGAGAAUUUAAAAUUAAGACCGAGGUAGUUUUUCACUUACAGCAUCAUGGCAUUCAACUGGAACAUUUGAGCUUUAGAGAUGAAAUAGAGCUAAAGAAUCUGUCGAACGAGAAAAAAUUGGAACUCUGCCUGGUGGAUCAUCAUACGCUGAACGAGCACGACGCGUCAUUGGCAGACUCAGUUGUCCAAGUAAUCGAUCACAGACCCCAAGACCCGAAUUGGUUGUGGACAGGCAGAGAUAUUAAUUUGGAAAAGGUCGGCAGUUGUGCGACACUCGUUGCUAGGAGAAUAUUUGAGGAAAAACCGGACAUUCUCAAUGCCCAAAUCUCGAAUUUAUUGCAAGGUCCGAUCCUUGUAGACACAUGUAAUUUCUCAGCCGAGGCGGGUCGUGCAACGCCCCUCGAUAUUGAAAUAAUGGAAAAAUUGGAGUCACUGAGGCAGGAAAAAGCGACGAAAACUCGUGAUGAAAUUCACUCGUUAAUACUUGAUGCAAAAACUGACAUCAGCUCCCUAUCGCCCGAGGAUCUGCUCAUAAAAGAUUUGAAAUACGUAAAUGGAAUACCAAUACCCGGAUUUCCUAUUCUCGUCGAGGAAUUCUUGAAUUUAAAUCGCGCUCUGGAUGCCGUGAAUUCGUUUACAAGCGAAAGGGAAUGCAGAAUCACGAUUCUACUUGGGAUGGAUUUUAAGAGGGACGUGGUGAAGCGAGACCUCGCUGUCUUUUCCUUCUUGCCCAAUGAGCUGGAAAAUAGAAUACGAUUGGCUUUGGAGCAGUCAGAUCUCGACCUGCAGCAGGUCAGUGAAAAAUCGAAAGAAAAUUGGUGCCUGAGGCUGUACAAACAGGGUGGCGUGCGGGCAACUCGCAAGCAAAUAGUCCCGAUUAUACAAAGCGCAACGGCCAGCCAGUGUUGACCAUACACGAGUCUCCCUAUAACCCUUUGCCUUUCCCCUCUCGCUGGGCAUCAACAGUGAUACAGAACCUCCUCCCCUCGUACUUUCAGAGAUUCAACCACCCAGCAGACCAACUACACUAUACAAACCCCAGUCUAAACAUUGGACAUUGUGUUAAAUUAAUUAAGAGGGCUUCUUAUCUAAUUACAUCCUGCUCACUCUUCCCUUCUUCCUGCGUUAUCAUUCAGACUUCAUUAAAAUAUGCUUCAAGUGGAUUUUGCAAACUUCCUCAUUCUGCUGUUCAUCAUUCUACGAUUAGAGGGAAUGAAAAAGAUCGUAGAGAAUUCAUGACAAAAGGGGAUUGCAUUGAAGUAGGGGCACUUGAGGAGUUGUAUGAUUUUUUUUAUUUAAUAAAUUGGGAAAUUCGGAAAUUAAAUGAAAAAAAGACACAUUUUUUAAUGGAUAUGAUGAAUAAUCAAGAAGUUUCGUCCAUUGAAGAAAUAUUUUCUGUCGUCUAUAAUUCCGAAAUUUAUCAUUGUUCACUGAAAAAAAAAAUUAAUUCAAUGAGAAAUUAGAGUUAACUGGGAAAAAUGUCUCUUAUUCUUUAUUCCAUCCUCAUUUUCGAGAAUAAAAAAAGUCAUGCGAUGCCUCAAUUAAAUGGGCAGUAAAAAAUCUCAGGAAAUGGAAAAAAAAUUAAACUCAAUUUCCUCUCCUUAAUAUUAAUUAAUUCAUUAAUUGGCAAUAAAACUUUAUAAAAUAUCAAUCAAAAAUUCAACAUGUCUGUUCUCUGCAGUUUUGUCCUCAAUUUUAUUCCCGGAAAUGUUCGAUCAGAGUUCACGAAGGGUUGAGAUAAAGAAAUUUCAUUAUUCUUUUCCAUUGGACAUGAAUAAAUUUGUGUUAAACAAUUUGAAUAAAAACAUGUGUUAAAUUAAUUAAGAGGCUUUCCUUUCUGAGAUGUCAAAUGAUGAAAUCUCAAAUUAUGAAAAUAAUGAAAAAUCAACAGUUGCAACGAUUGAACAAAUAUUUUCUGUUGUAUUUGUUAAUUUAAAAAAUCAUGCAAAGCCUCAACAAAAUGUGUAGUAAAUUUCGAAUCUCAGAACAUGAAAAAAAACAUUUUCGCUUCAACUUUCUCUCCUCAACAUUGAUUAAUUCAAUAAUUUCCAACAAGACUGUAAAAUGUCAAUCAAAAGCUCAACAUUCCUGUUCUCUGCAGUUGUGUCCUCAAUUUUAUUCCUGGAAAUGUUCGAUAAAAGAGUUCAUCAACAAUUGAGCUACGGAAAUUUCAUUAUUCUCUUUCUCCACCAUUGAUCGCCCAUUCUCCUCAUUGCAGUAUAAAAUGAGGAAUAGAGUUCCAAUAUCGAGAGAUAAAAAAAGUUAUUGAUAUUUCCGAGAUUAAUGAAGCGCAAAUGGUUUUUUUUCCACCCACUACUUGGAAUCUGCCAUUUUCCGAGCUUUCCAACGGCAUCCGACAAAUAAUCCUCUGCUCUUUUGAUCCCGGAAUAUUGAUAUAAAUGUAGAAAUGUACAA
This is a messenger RNA of Diachasma alloeum, 2938 nucleotides long. It is a transcript of the gene pn, whose product is annotated as exopolyphosphatase PRUNE1. The coding region runs from base 323 to 1432 and encodes 369 amino acids. Gene Ontology annotation, cellular component: cytoplasm. The transcript has 6 exons. The record is from RefSeq and is a predicted model, not a curated record. Gene Ontology annotation, molecular function: exopolyphosphatase activity. Lineage: Eukaryota; Metazoa; Arthropoda; Insecta; Hymenoptera; Braconidae.